Molecule: messenger RNA, 1851 nt
Organism: Pipistrellus kuhlii (Kuhl's pipistrelle)
Lineage: Eukaryota; Metazoa; Chordata; Mammalia; Chiroptera; Vespertilionidae
Gene: CHAD
Product: chondroadherin
Exons: 4
Coding region: 259-1338 (359 amino acids)
Cellular component (GO): extracellular matrix
Molecular function (GO): protein binding
Source: RefSeq, a predicted model, not a curated record
CACCCCCACCCCCACCCCCACCCCGCGGAGGGCGGGGGCGCAUCCCCGGGCGGGCGGGCGGGAGCCGAGCCCGAUGGCCUCGGGGCUCCACGUAGGAGCUGGCUCCGGCUGUCCGCUGCGGUCAGGGCGGCCGUAUAAAUAGGGCGGGAGACCCGGGCGCCGAGGACUUCCCGCUGCUGCCCGGUGCCCCGCCGUCGUCGUCGUCGUCGCCGUCCAGGUCCUCCUGCCGCCCCCAGCCCGGCCCCAGGCGUCCCGGCCAUGGCCGGCCCGGUGCUCCUGCUCAGCCUCGGCCUCCUGGCCGGCCUGCUGCCCGCGCUGGCCGCCUGCCCCCCGAGCUGCCACUGCCACGGCGACCUGCAGCACGUCAUCUGCGACAAGGUGGGCCUGCAGAAGGUGCCCAAGGUCUCGGAGAAGACCAAGCUGCUCAACCUCCAGCGCAACAGCUUCCCCGUGCUGGCCGCCAACGCCUUCCGGGGCCUGCCCGGCCUGGUGUCGCUGCACCUGCAGCACUGCCAGAUCCGCGAGGUGGCCGCCGGGGCCUUCCGGGGCCUCAAGCAGCUCAUCUACCUGUACCUGUCCCACAACGACAUCCGCGUGCUGCGCGCCGGCGCCUUCGACGACCUGACCGAGCUCACCUACCUCUACCUGGACCACAACAAGGUCACCGAGCUGCCCCGGGGGCUGCUGUCCCCGCUAGUCAACCUCUUCAUCCUGCAGCUCAACAACAACAAGAUCCGCGAGCUGCGGGCCGGGGCCUUCCAGGGCGCCAAGGACCUGCGCUGGCUCUACCUGUCCGAGAACGCGCUCAGCGCCCUGCAGCCGGGGGCCCUGGACGACGUGGAGAACCUGGCCAAGUUCCACCUGGACAGGAACCAGCUGUCCAGCUACCCCGCCGCAGCCCUGAGCAAGCUGCGCGUGGUGGAGGAGCUGAAGCUGUCCCACAACCCGCUCCGGAGCAUCCCCGACGGCGCCUUCCAGUCCUUCGGCCGCUACCUGGAGACGCUCUGGCUGGACAGCACCAGCCUGGACAAGAUUUCCGACGGUGCCUUCCUGGGGGUGACCACGCUGAAGAACGUCCACCUGGAGAACAACCGCCUGACCCAGCUGCCCUCCAACUUCCCCUUCGACAACCUGGAGUCACUCACUCUCACCAACAACCCCUGGAAGUGUACCUGCCAGCUCCGGGGCCUCCGGAGGUGGCUGGAAGCCAAGCCUUCCCGCCCCGAUGCCACUUGUGCCUCACCUGCCAAGUUCAAGGGCCAGCACCUCCGCAACACGGACGCCUUCCGCAGCUGCAAGUCCCCCACUAAGAGGUCCAAGAAAGCCGGCCGCCACUGAACAGGUCCUGACCCGGCCAGUCCCGGCGACUGGUCUCUGCCUUCUGCUGGAGAAACUACUGACCGCCCACCUCUGACCCCGCCUUCUCCCACAGCCUCUGCUGACGCACAGAGCUGGCCUCCCCUGGAUGCGUCCCGGCAGGGGGCUCGGCAUCCAGCGUGAACCCAGCUCCGCCAUCUCUGCCUGACAGCGAGGGCUCCAUCACACCGGCUCCUCUCAGAGAAGUGGCUGCCGAGACCCUCAAGACCUUCAGAACCAGCACUGGGUGGCCAUCAGGAUGGCCGCCCUUCCGGAACCCUCCUUCCACUGUCCUCUCCCCUUUCCCUUCCGUUUGGAAACAAACAUCAGAUCCUUGCCCCGCCCCCUUGUGUCCAGAAAGGGUCUUGAGCCCAUAUGCCAACUCCGCCAGCCCCUGCUGCCAGGACGCUCCAGCAGGACGCUGGUGCUUUGCCAAACCGCCCCCUGCUGCGUCUCUCCCGGUUCCCAUGAGUAAAAACGUAUGUAUGUCUGAUA